GAAUUUGCUUAGAGCCACAUCCGUUCAAUGUUCUUAAUUUGGCUUAUUAUCUUCACUGCGGGUAUAACGAAUCUGAUAAAGACAAUCCAUUAAAUAUGAAAGCAGAAAAGAUUAGCGAAUUAUAUAAAGCAUUACUUAAUUAUGAUCUUAAGAGAUAUCAAAAACCUAUCUCAACCCGUUGGUUAUACCAAUUAACUAUGGCAAAACAGUAUUUAAAUCGAAGAGAUAUUCAUUUACAAUUUUCUAGUUGGUUUAUUAAUCAACUAGAAAAAGCAAACAAAAUUCCUGAAAGCUAUUUAAAAAAAUGGAAAAUGUUUUAUAGUUUUUUGCAAAAUGAUAAACUAAAUAUAGAGAUUCAAAUAAUGGAUACAAAUACUACGAAUCUUCCAAACAGAUUUAGAGCAAGCGAAAUGCCAGAUAAGGUCGAACAAUGGAUUAAUGAUUUGCAAAUAGCAUCUGAACAUCCUGACAAA
Ambispora leptoticha is the source of this 473-nucleotide messenger RNA. Lineage: Eukaryota; Fungi; Glomeromycota; Glomeromycetes; Archaeosporales; Ambisporaceae. The record is from the annotation of a GenBank genome assembly.